Arvicola amphibius (Eurasian water vole) is the source of this 2159-nucleotide messenger RNA. RefSeq names its product zinc finger protein 809-like. Lineage: Eukaryota; Metazoa; Chordata; Mammalia; Rodentia; Cricetidae. The transcript is spliced from 5 exons. Gene Ontology annotation, biological process: regulation of transcription by RNA polymerase II. The coding region runs from base 144 to 1307 and encodes 387 amino acids. The record is from RefSeq and is a predicted model, not a curated record. Gene Ontology annotation, molecular function: DNA-binding transcription factor activity; RNA polymerase II cis-regulatory region sequence-specific DNA binding.
GGGAAGCGGGGCGGGGCUUAUAAAGUUCAGCUGAGAUCGUCUAAGUUCUCCAUCUUGGGCUCUGUCAUUCGGAGACUUGGCUUGGGUGAGCCUGUUCGGGUACCGGAGACGGAGGAAAGUCGCAGGACGGUCCGAGACAGGCUAUGGGGUUGGUAUCAUUUGAGGACGUAGCUGUGAACUUCACCAGGCAGGAGUGGCAAGAGCUUAACGCUGCCCAGAGAGCCCUCUACAGGGAUGUGAUGCUGGAGACCUACAGCAGCCUGGCGUUCCUGAAGCUCUGCGUAGCCAAGCCUAAGUUGAUCUUCAAUUUGGAACAUGGAUGUGGGCCGUGGGGCCGAGUGGAAGCUGCGGUGCGGAGCCACCCAGAUGUUAAUAAAGUAAGUGCCCUGAUUGACACCAGCAAGGAAAAUCCUGAGAUACAUUUGGGACAGCUUGAAAUAACUGACCAAGACAUGAUUAAAGGAAAACUAAAGACCCAACAGGAAGUCUACAAAGGGCCAAAAUUCCGUCAUGGUAGAGCACCCGUAAAAACACUUCGCCAAAAGUUAAAGAAAAGCAAGAGUCAUACAUCACACCGAGAUGGGAAACUCUAUGAAUGUAAGGACUGUGGGAAAACUUUCUGUAAUAACUCAACCCUUAUUAAGCAUCACAGAAGAACUCAUAAUGUAGAGAAGCGCUUUGAAUGUACUGUGUGUAGUAAAAUGUACCACUGGAAGUCAGACCUCACUGCUCACGAGAAGACUCACAACAAACUGGAAAGGACAUACGAAUGUAAAGAAUGUGGGAAAGCUUUCUUCCGUAAGUCUCAUCUCAAUGCUCAUGAAAGAACCCACACAGGUGAGAAGCCGCAUAAAUGUACGGAAUGCAUGAAAGCUUUCUAUUACAAGUCAGACCUGACUCGGCAUAAAAAAACGCACUUGGGUGAGAAGCCCUUUAAAUGUAAAGAGUGCAUGAAAGCUUUUUCUCGCAAGUCAAAGCUCGCCAUACAUCAGCAAACUCAUACAGGUGAGAAGCCUUAUGAAUGUACAGAAUGCAGGAAAACUUUCUCCCAUAAGUCACAGCUCACCGCACAUAAGAUAGCUCAUUCAUCCGAGAAUUUCUAUGAAUGUAAAGAAUGCAAUAAGGCUUUCCACUGGAAGUGCCAGCUCACAGCACAUCAGAAGAGGCAUGCGGGACGAAGCUUCCUGAGUGAAGAACAGAGAACACUGCCCGGAGAAGAGCAGGGCACUGUGUUCACAGACUCCUCAAGGGACUUAUCUGUCCUCAGAGGCUCCACAGAGAUGGUGUCAGGGAGCUCUUGGGAUUAAGAACUCUUGCUGUAUUUUGAGACAGGGUUUCUCCGUGUAGCCUGGCUGUCUUGGAACUUGCUCUGUAAAACAGGCUGGCCUCUAACUCAGAGAUCCUCCUGCCUCUGCCUCCCAGGCUCUUGCUUUAUAAUUGUGAUGAUUCUAGCACCUAUUUGACAAGUCAGCAACCCUACAAACACCUGUCAGCCCAGCUCUGAUGAUUGCAGAGACAGAGAUCAUUUGAGCUUGCUGAUUUCUAGCCUAGCUGGGCCAUGAGCCCCAAGUUCAUGAGAGGAACACAUGGGGAGUGAUGGAAGUGGUCACUCAAUGCACACUCUGGUUUCUGUGUGUGAGUUUGGGUAUAUGUCUAAACACACGUGUAAACAAAGGAGAGUGGUGGAAGGGAUCAUUGUGUAAAGAUGAAAGGUGUUUGUCACCAAGUCCAACAACCUAAGUGAUCCCUAGACCCUUCCUAUGGCACAGAGGCAGAUGGAAGUUGGCUCACAGCUUCUGCAGAUGGGUUAUAAAACAAAAACAAGCUGCACAGGUGCCAAAACACAAAAUACAGGUCAGGAAGUAGCUUGCUAUAUUCCUUUGCACAUUCAUCAGAGAUUCAUGCUAAAAAAAAAAAAAAAACCCUGUGAAUCUCGUCACUAUGGAUCAUAUCAGUAUUCAAAGAGUGCAUCUGGGAGUGGCUCGGUGGUGGUGUGCUUACCAAGGGUGUGUGUUUCCUGUCCUUUUAUAUUGACGCUUGUCCGGGUUAUCUGCCUUGUCAGUGUUUAUGCUCUUGAAUGUGUUGUUUGGAAAGACAACAUUAGCCAUGUGAAAAAUUGCAAUAAAUUGAUAAUGCAUUGUUGCACUCUUUCUGUAAAA